AUGUUCCGAUGUUCCGAAAGCAGAAAACUACCGCCCUCACCAGGCCCUCACCAACAUCUUGUUGUUUUCUCAACUACCAUGUCCGAUGGCUCACAGCUAAGGCAAUCAUGGUAUUCCGCUCUGAGCGAUGUAGAGGCACACUUUCGACAAUUAUUAACAUCGUCGGCCUCGGAAUGGAGGCGUCUUUCAACGUCCACGGAUUCAGCCACGAAGCAAAAGGGCAAGGCGAAGGCCUCGUCGAUUCCAGAAAUCACGGAUGUCGUCGUUCACCGCAAUUCGAGUAAGUCGGGAGAGGAUGUGUAUAGGAUGGUGUUGGAUGUCCCAACUGGCGAGGAACCUGUGUCACUGGAGCCUUGGAAGGCUGUCCUCACGACCCCGGAGCUGAGACAGGAAUGGGAUCCGUCGGUUGAGGAUGCACACUUGGUGGAGGUGUUUGACCACAUUACCCGCAUCGCGAAGACCAACUAUACAUUAGGAUGGCCUGCAAAUCCCCGCGACUCUGUCACUAUUUCACGAGCAUUUCACGACAACACGACCCUCAUUGACAUUACGACUUCUCUACCCCGCUCACCCGACGAACCCGCGUUCUUGCGACCGUCACCGCCCUUCGUCAGGUCCCACGUUACUCUCUUCGCCUGGUGCAUCCAGUAUGUCCAACCUCAGCCGCCCUCUCCAACAGAGAACAAGAAGUCCGGCAGUGGAGGAAGGCUGCGGAUAACAUGCUUCUGGCAACACGACCUCAAGGCUCUCUGGGGCUUUGGAUUAUCAACGUCUGCUUUAACUCAACAGCUGUCGACCAUGACGCUCAGCCUCUUCAAGACAGUCAUCAAACGCGGAGGUCGUGUUCCCAAAUUGGUUGGAUAUGGGAAUGGUGUCUCGAUCGAACGUGUGCGGUAUCAAAUCGACCGCGAGGCGUUGACUCUGGACUAUGUGAUCAUACCCGACGACGAAGAGCACCAUGAGCUGGGGUUGCAGGGGAUGGAUGAGCUACACGCGUUGAGGGAGCACAGAAGGUUAACGCGGUCUAUUGAGUGUGUUCUUCCGUCACUUGAAGGAUGGGACGUCCAGAUCACGAUGAAGGGUUCUUCCGACGAGGUAGAGAACAUCCCUUGGUCCGCAAGCGCGAUGCGGAGCAGAUCCAACCCGUCAACAUUCUCUCCUCCAGACCAAAUUCUGCUGCGGAUAACUCAUGGAGCACUUACAGACGAUGAUGCCGUUCUGAAAGUGAAGGUGGUCAUCGAGGUCUCUGGAGGCACACGUGGGCUGCGACUAAACGGAUUGGCCACCAAGAUCUAUGACUUAGAGGAACGUGACCCCUCAUCGCGAUUUAUUCCGCAGAAGAUACUACAGGAUGUGGCUAGUGCGGUCGACUUGAGCUUCCAAACGUCCUCCUCAGUUGGCACUGCCAGUAGCGUCACAUCGUCAACCACCGGCCAACCCUUGAUUCGGCCUCACACAGAACGGACCCCAGCUGCUGAGAAGUCGAUUCUGUCGAAGGUUAAGAGGAACUAUAUCUACUUCUCGUCCUUGCUGCAAGAACCAGAAGCCAAGUGGAGGCGAACUACCGAGGCCCGUGGAGUGUCGAUAACCCAGCUGGAUUCGAUUGAUCCUACCUUGGUGGUGUAUCGAGCUGAAGCUACGUUCGUCGGCGUGAAUUUAUGGGACCUGUAUGCCGCCGUGAUAUCACCUGGGGCACGCACGUAUUGGGAUAAGCAGCACGAAGACGGCGUGCUCCUUGAGGAUGUCAACGAACUAACGGAGCUCUGGCACUUCAGGACCAAGCCAGCGUGGCCAGUCAACGGAAGAGACUCGGUUCUGCUCAAGACAGUAUAUAAAUCGCCCACUGCGAUACACGUAUUCUCUUUCUCGGCAGAUGACCCCCAUCUCUUUCCCCUUAUCCCACCUGCUGACGCCAACGUCAUUCGGACCCAGGUCGACUUGCAAGGCUGGGCGAUUGAGGCGCUAUCGCCAACGACCACCCUCCUUACUCUCCUCGAGCAGUCAGACCCCAAAGGAUGGACGAACAAGACCUCGAUACCCACGCAGAUGAUCAAUACUUUGGCAGGUAUCGGCGAGUUCGCGAUCAAAUGCGGAGGACCACCCGUUGUGACCCGCCUGGCGGGUUCCAAGGCCAACGAGCUUCGAUAUGACCACGACAAAGGAAGCUUCAAGGUCGAAUACGAGCCCUCGCUGAAUCGCCGACCAACAUCAUCGAACAGCGCCCAGGGUGCCUCGGAGGGUCAAGACGACAGCAGUUUUCCAGGCAUCGAGUGCGAGAUCCGAUGUGAUAUCGAUACCUGGGGUGCAUCACUGGACAUCGUGGUCGACCCACCGCCUCAGACGAUCACCUGUCUGCGACGGCAUCGGCUCUCCGUCGAAGGGGGUGGACUGUGGUUGACGUUGACACACGAUUCGAUCUUUGUGGACGAUGAGCGGCUCCUGGCCAUCGUACGCCGCGCACCAGGAAAGGAGAAAGGUCUGGUGAUGGUCAAUGGCGCAAAGGUCCAGGUGGACAUCGAGGAACUGCCCGAACAAGAGAUCAAGAUGUUGACGAAGCAGAAACGAGUGAAACCUCCACGAAUACCGCUGGAUCAGCCGCCCGUCAUGGGUGUCAUUCGCAGACGAAAGGCGGAAUGGAGUGGCGAGGGAGAGAGUAAUGGGACGAACUCGAAGAGCCCAGAUGCGAAUGGAACGGCACCAAGGAUUUCCAGCCCACUCGCAAAAUUCUUCACAUACUAUGUCGACCAAGCGACGACAACUACCCAGCAAGCCGUAGCUGCCAUGUCUCCUGCCAACUCGUCUGGAGGCGCGUCCAACCUGGAUCCGACGAAAUUGCCUAUGCAAUACGCGCUCGAAGCAUUGGCAUGGACGCAGGAGUUCAACUCUCAGCCUCAGUCGCCAGAUGGUUGGACGGUGGUUAGCGACAAAGGCAUGGUCGUCCAACGCAAGCCUAUGUCAGAAAUAUCUCCAUUUAUCCCGGUCCACAAGGGGUUCAAGGUCAUCGAAGGCGUCUCAGCGGAAGAGCUGGCGGCGGUUAUUAUGGAGAGCGACUGUAGGAAGACGUGGGACGAACGGUUCGACUCGGCGUCGGUCCUCCAGUCGUACGGGGCUUCAGCAAGGACGAGUUUCCUCGUAGCGAAAGGAGGGUUCCCGUUCCGCGACCGCGGGUUCUAUAUUGCCAGUGUCAUGGCCCGCGCACCUAACGCAUCCCAAGCGUCACUCUCCCGGAGGAACAGCGGGGUAGCAGAGCAGUCGCCCACAGCACGUAACGCCAUUUUCUGCGUGUCUGCGUCGUUCAGUCCAGACUCGGACGCGGCGCGUGCCUUCUCUGCAGCGAAGUACAACCCAUACACUCUACCCAUCGGUCGAGUAUACGUCGAUGCAUGGAUCCUCGAGACGCUCGACCCGUACACGAAGGAGAAUUACGCCAUACCGUCGGCACGGUGUACACGCCUCGUAGCAGUGGACUACGCAGGCUCGAUACCCGCUGCUGUCAACUCGAUGAUCAACGCUGCGCUUGCGAGGAGCGUAUUGGGCGUCGAGGCCUACAUGAGGAACAACGCGCCGAAGGCUGCGCUGCCUAUUAUGCGUCUACCUGCGCCUGGUUUCGUGAUUAGCGACCGACGACCUGAGGCGGAGCUUGGGGCUGCGACGUCGUCGACAGGUGGUAGUGGUGCGGGUGGAAGUAGUGCUGAAGGUGGUACCGGUUUGGGCACGGUGGUCACAGCUCCGUUCAUGGCUUGGAAGUUGAGGAAGAGAGACGAGAGUCGGGUUUUGGUCGACACCAAAUUCGAUGUGGAGAAGAGGGUCUAUAAGAGCAGUGUUUUGGUGGUUCUGCCAGCGAAGAAGGGUAGUGGAAGUAGUGGGUUCAGUGCUAGGGGGAUGUCGAGGAGAGAGCCCUCAACCGCGACGAUCGUUGGCCAAAUCACACCCAAACCGAGUCGGCUCGUCCUCAGCACGAGCCCUCAUGGGAGGCAUAGGAUCGCCUUAGAGUCAGUGCAUUCAGACGCGGAGCCUCCAGACACCGGUACUACUACGAAGGACGCCCGUAGCGCCCCUGCAGACAUCGCAGCUCCAACACCGAUGCUACCCAUGCCCGGGUCGAUGAUCCACACACCGGGCCUCCCACCCAGUACAAGCUUCCCAACUACAUCGACUACCACCAGCUCGAUAUCCGGCCUACCUGCUUCUUCGUCUGCCUCUGCAUCGCUCAACGUCCAUCCGAACGCCCCUUCUUCGUCCUCGUUCUCCCAGACCUCCACACCGGCCUCGCCACCGCGAAACGCGACUAUGACACCUAACGCACGUGGGUCGUCGUCGAUGUCCGUCUCGCCGCCCCCGCGUCUGCGCCAGCGCGCAGUUUCGUCGGGCGCAGGCACGCUCGCGGCGCCCUCUUCGUCUGCUUUUUCACAACCGCAGGCGCACCAGCAGUAUCAUACGGAGGGGGGUGUUGUCGUUGUGGAUUCGAAGGUUUAUUAUUCAAGUGAGAAUGGGAGUGGAGGGUAUGAGGUCGUCGUAAAGGCACGCAGGCGGAAGGCGCUCAGCGCGAAGAACAACCUAUCACCAACGAAUGGAAAGACGAAAGGCCAGGCCCCUCUCCCCCUUGAACCUUUCCCCUCUGCGCCAGAUGAGCCGUCUUCCUCCUCCACUACACCCACAGGAGACCCCUCACUCGACCUCGACCUCCCAUUCGUAUUCACCCUACACACCGUCCCCGCCUCGUCCCUCCAUUCCUCCGGGCUGUCCGCUGAGCCGCCGACGAGGCACCUGCUGAGGGUGACGCUGCCCACGGCGCAGUACCACGGGAACAGCGUGUGGGACCCGCUGGAGGGGCGGAUGAGGGCGCCGCCUGAGCGGCCGGGGUGGGUUAGAGAGCUGGAGGAGGAGGAGGAGGAGGGAGGAGAGGAGGAGAGGGAUGGCGAGGAGGAGGGUGGUAAGGAGGAGGGAGGAGGAAGGGAGAAAGAUAGUGGGACGCCUAGCAUCGAUAUCGACGCGCCGUCCUCACCUACGCGGACCCAACCUCCAGAACCCCAAAACCCAUCGUCACCACCACCACCACCACCACCACCACCAUCGCUACCACCCUCAGCAAAUGCCGGAAGUGGGGGAGGCGGCAUCCUCAUCGACGUCCUCGUCCGUCCACGCACCACACCCACACCUGCGCUAUCAAACGAGAAGGACAAGGACAAGGACAAGGACAAGGACAAGAACGAGGGAUCGGUCGUGUACAUCAACGGGCGGCUCGUCCGCGUGAUAGGCGAGAAGGAGAGCCUGACGAGUUUGGGAAGGGAGGAGCUGUUGGACGACCAGACGGGGAAGAUGGGUGUGCUUUCGAGGAUCCCGAACGAGUCGGAACCCCUCCCCUUCGAGCUCAAGCUCCCCAUCGGCGUCGCUGUGCAGCUGCUCGUCCUUCCAUCGCCUUCAUCCACGCCAGUUCCUCCCUCCAGGGGUUUGGGCUUGGGGAUGGGGAUGGGUUUGCUGGGGGUGAUGGACGAGCAGGGCCUUGCCGGGGGUGUCGGACGUAUUGGGGGUAUGCCGGGUGGGGGUGUGGGAGGGAUGGGAGGUGGGAAUGGGGGGAUGGGUGGAGGUAACGAGGCUGGAGGAGCGGGAGGAGGGAAAGGAGGGGGAAAGAGUGGAGGAAAGGGCGAGGAUGUACCGGGAAUGCCGGGGACGGACGUUGGCGCGGACAACGCAGGAGGCGUGGGCGUUGGUGGUGUGCAGGGUAAUGGCAACGGGAGCAACACAGGAGGUUUCUUGGGCUUCUGGAACGUGUUGAGUGGGGCGGCUGGGCUGAGGGUUUCGGGCAAUGGUGCGGGAGUUGGACAGGGUGCGCUAGCGUCAAACGGAAACGGAAAUGGGGGUGGGCACAGCGUGUGUGGGAUUGGGCUUGGGCUUGGGGGAGCUAUUUCUGGCAUUGGCGCUGGGAGCACUGGCAGCGGGACCGGGGAAGGGCCUGGCGGUGCGACGAGCUCGGAGGGAUCGGGGUCGGGGAGCACACAGAGUCAGAGUGGGAGUGGGAGUCUGGGUGCAAGGACGGGCGCUAAUGCAGCCGGCGGGCAGGAGCAGACCAUGGGCGUGGCUGUCCGCGGGCGCGUUGAGACAGCGACGACGUUCCCGCUGUCGACGGUGGUGUUCGUGGGCCUGAUUGCGUUCCUGCUGGGGUCGCUCCUGCGCUCGCUGCUCUCACCGGCGGAUUUCAUCUAUGUGGUGACGGACAUGAAGGACGCGGAGGAGGCGAGCGCGAGCGGGGGCGUCGCGGCGAGCAUGCGUGGCUGGCGCGAGAUUAGGCGGCUGUUGGAGAUCAAGUACCUUGUGGGCGGCUGGGACUUCCAGGUGGCUGUUAACUCCUUCCUCUCCUCUUCCGUGCCUCCCUUCCCUCCCCCGGUCCCCUGCUCACCUCCGCUUCCCCGCCCACCGACGACGACGACGACGAGCACCGGUGAUAGCAGGCACAGCAGCAGCAGCACGCAGCAGUACCCGUGGGCAGCAGCAGAAGCACCAGCAGGCAGCAGGCGAGGCUGGCCAGGGCACCGCGCCGCGACUCCCUCCCAUCCCACUCCCACUCCCCCCCUCGGACCUUGUCCACCCCUUCCCCUCUUCACACCGUCCCCACUGCUGACGAGUACACCCUUCCUUCCCCAGGUCGGCCACUACGACUACUACCACCACGACCAUCCGCGACAACCACCUGGACCCGGAGGGCCACACUACUACCACACGACGACCACACACACCCCGGCGUCUCGAUACCAGUAUUCACAUCUGCACACCGUAUCCAGCUCGCCUGCCAUGGCGUCCGUCGCACCCGCAGGCCCGCCACAGCAGCAGCAGCAGCAGCCGACCCCCAUGAACACCGACGCCCCUCCGUCCACCAUCCCGCCACUCUCAUGGGAAGGAGACAAGAUGUUCAACAUCUACAUCUACGAUUAUUGCUUCAAGCGCGGAUUUCGCAAGACGGCGCGCGAGCUCAUGUCCGAGGCUGAUCUCCAGCCGGACUCGACACCGCCGAUCAACGCUAGACAGGGUUUGCUCUUCGAAUGGUGGAGUGUUUUUUGGGUAUUGUUUCAGGCAAAGUCGAAUGGAAAUGGCUCGGAUGACGCUAUGCUCUAUAUCCAGCACCAAGCAGCGCAACGACAAGCGAACCAACAACGGCUACCACCCGCAAGUGGGUUGCCACACCAGCCAACGACGCAACCACCCCCGCCCCACCCGCCACCGCAGCAGCAACCCGGUGGCCAGCCCCCGCAGAUGGUGGGAAGGAUGGUGAAUGGGAUCACCGGCGCAGGCGGCCCGAUGGCGGCCAACAGUGCGAUGGGCCUGCAGCGACCGCCCUCAUCAGCGUACCAGCCUAAUGGCAUGAUGCCGAACGGGGUCAUGAACCCCGCCGCCGCGAUGGGUGGCCAGCCGACACAGAUGGGGGGAGCCCAGCAGCACGCCCAACAGCAGCAGCAGCAAGGCGGGCAUCAGCCACCGAUGGGAUUCGUAGGUAUGGGAGGCGCGGGUGGGCCCCCAGGACCUCAACAGCAAGCAAACGGCGUCCCGCCGGGACCUCAACAGCCACAACAGCAAGGAGGGCCGCAUCCACCACCCAUGGGUGGCCCUGGGCAGCAACCCGGUGCGACGAUGCAGUUCACACUGUUGCCUGGUCAACAACGGCCUUCGAUUAACGGGCAGCAGCAGGGGCAGCAGCCCCCACAGCAACAACAACAACAGCAAGGCCGACCUGGGCCUCCAGGCGCGGUGGUGGUGGGUGGGAUGCCGAACGGGGCUGCGGGGGGACCGUUCCAGAGCCCGACGAUGGCGCAUACGCAUACGCAUCACGCACAUUCGCCGCAGACGAACGCGGGGCACCCGGGCGCGGGUGUGGGUGUGGGCGUAGGGCAGGCACCGAUGGCGGGCCUGGGCCCGUCGCCGCACAUGACGCCGAUGGGCCAGCGCAGUAUGCUCCCGCCUAGCGCGGGCGGGGGGCCGAUGAACCCGCCGACGCCACAGCAGCAGCAGGGUGGUCCGCCGACGCCUGGGUUCCAGCCUCCUGGAGGUGGUAUGGGUGGUGUGCAGCCAGGCCAGGGCCCACUCUCGCAACAGCAACAGCAGCAGCAGCAGGCGGGACAAGGCGGCCGCCCACCCAGCCGGACGACGACCCCGCGCGGAGUUCCUGUAGGCAUGAUGCAGGCGAGCCCGUCGAUGGCGCCGCGCCAGACGCCCGUAGGUCAGGUCGUCGGCGGCGGGCCGAUGGGGUCGAUGAUGGGCGGGAUGGGCAUACCGAGUAUGGGCGGUGUUAGUAUGGGCGGUGUUGGAAUGGGCGGGAUGCCGGGUAUGGGUGGUGGGAUGAGUGGAGGGAUGGGAGGUGGGAUGAGUGGGGGUAUGGGAGGUGUAGGAAUGGGCAUGGGCAUGCCGAGCGUGAUGGGCGGGCAGCCCCAGCCCCCUCAGCAGCAGCAGCAGGUGCCAGGCGCGGGUGUGGUGAUGGGUGGGCAGGCCGUCGGCGUCGGUGGUGGUAUAGGAGGGAUGGGAGGACCAGGAGGCAUGGGCCCAGGAGCAAUGGCAGGAGUGGACAUCAACCAAGAGUUCCUGCAAGUCCCGCAGACGCUGAUGGAGCAGUUCAAGAACGAGCUGGGGAUGGGGAACAGGGAUAUUGGGGCGCUGAAUAUGGGCGAUAAGGUCAAGAUCGUCGGUCUUUGGAGACAGCGAGGCGGGGGGAAACCUGGGAUGAUUGGUGCUGGGGUGCACCAGCAGCAGCGAGCAGGAGGACCGGGGCAGGGAGGGCUACAUCAGCAGCCUGGUCCGAUGCAGAGGGUGAAGCGGGGGAGUAACUCGCCGGAGGAGGAUCCAUUAUCCCGCAACGAGGCAUCACCACCCGACCGGAAGCGCGUGCGGCGCUCGCCUGCUGAACAGCCAGGAGCAGCGGGGCCGUCAUCAGCUAUGGGCGGGUACCCGCACCCCCCUGGGCCGCCAGGGCAGAACCUGCAACUCCAGCCACACCAGCAGCAGCAGCACUCGCAACAGCAACAGCAGCAGCCUAACCCCCAACAGCAGCAGCAGCAGCAGCAGCAACCGCACGGUAACCACCCCCCAGGCCACCCGCCGCCGCAUCCGGGACAGCAGCACCAGCAGCAGCUGGCACAACAGCAGCAGCAGCAGCAACAGCAGAGGAUGAUGAUGCACCAGAUGGUAGCGGCAGGGAUGAAUGGCGGGCCUGGGGGGCACCAGCAGCCGCCAGGGAUGCAGCAGCCCGGCCAGCAGCAGCAGCAGCAGCAGCAUCAGGGGCCGCCUGGUAGUGCGGGCCCGGGACCUGGGCAGCAGCAGCAGCAGCAGCAUCCUGGUUCGUUGCCUAUCACGCAGCCGCCGGUGGGUGUAGGCGCGAUGAUGCAUCCUGGGUUGAUGCACCCCAUGCACCCCAUGUACCGCCCGAACCCGAAUCAGCACAUCAAGCCAGCGGGGAUGAACCCGCCGCCGCCAGGACAAGGUGGGCAAGGCCAAGGUGGUGGCCUACCGGACCACGCGUUCAACCCCGCCGGGCCGUCGGGACCCGUACCCGGCCCCCAGUUCUCACCGACACCGCUGACGCGGAUGGGCCAGACGCAGGGUAAGCCGUCGUUGGUGGGGAGUAUGCCCGCCCAGUCGCCGAUGAAGGAUGGGGGGCAGAAGGAUGGCGGUGGGCCGGGACAAGGGGGGAGUAUGGGGAAGGGGCCGCAGCCGAAUGGACAGCCUGGGGGCCAGCAGCAGGGACCGGGGCAGGGUGUGGGUGGUAGUACUGAUCGGUCGCCGAGGAAUGGCCCGCCGCCGCCUGCGGGUGGGACGGCGCCCCCGACGCCUGUCCCGAGUAACCAGCCUACGCCGUCCCAAGGGCCUUCGUCUAUACCUGGGUCCAUACCUCCACCACCACAGUCCCAACAGCAGCCUACACCUCAACAACAACAACAACCCCCGCCCUCCCAACAGCAGCAGCAACAACAACAACAAGCGCAGCAGAACGCGCUCUCGAUGCUCAACCUGGGCAUGGGCGGCAUGGACAGCAUGAGCAUACCGAUGCCGGGGGACAUGAUGUUCCCCUCGGACUUUGGGGAGUUCGACAUGUUCAAGACGGAGGUGACGGGGGACAUUAAUUUCGAGCGGGACUUUGGGCAGUGGUUCAACCACCCGGAGGAUGCGCUGGGGGGCGGGAGCGAGAUGAAGUGA
This is a messenger RNA of Cyclocybe aegerita, 10176 nucleotides long. Lineage: Eukaryota; Fungi; Basidiomycota; Agaricomycetes; Agaricales; Hemipholiotaceae. The record is from the annotation of a GenBank genome assembly.